Messenger RNA from Arctia plantaginis, 1899 nucleotides. Lineage: Eukaryota; Metazoa; Arthropoda; Insecta; Lepidoptera; Erebidae. The record is from the annotation of a GenBank genome assembly.
AUGGAUACAAGUCAAGUCGAUCAGUACAAGAAGCGUCCCGGAACAUCAGGUAUUAGUGGACAGCUUUAUGAAACUAAACUUAUCAGUUUGAUACUAUAUAGACUGUUACAUAACAAAAAUGUAGAAGACUUCCAUCUAGCUUCCAAUAUGGAUGAAAUCGGGGCAUUCGAUGACGUUUGUCUUAAAGUAAAACUAGAAGACUGUGAGAAACCUUUACUGGUGUUAGUUCAAGCGAAACACAAAGAAAAUGAUGACACAACUCUUGAUGAUAAAAACGACCUAGUCAAAUGGUUUGAUAGUAUCACUAGAGUACGAGAAAAAUUCAAUUCUAAUAAAACCCAAGAUAAAAUUUUUAGUGGGAAGUUUGAAGAUGUAGAUUGCGUAUUCAUUGUAUAUACCAACGCGAAAUAUGACUUUGGUAAAACAGUUUCAAGUAGACCUUAUGAAAGUAAUUAUUCUACAAUUUUGAACGAAUUAGUAUCUACUGGCGCAGUUGGCUCACAGCCGAUUUACACCGAUACAGAUGUGAAGAAUUUUGGUGUAACAAUUUUGAGUGAAGAGAUCCCGAUACUAGUUGAGCAGUUUAAUGAGCAUCUUAACGAUAGCAAGUCAAUGAGUAUUAUGAAUAGUGAGUACAUGGUAAGAUAUCAUGUCGUUUUGGGCCAGAAAGUUGUAAACGUGUCCGAUAUCCAAGAAACACGUGGAUUAAAAUGUCGUAUACUAACAUUUCGAGAUGAAUUUUUCAAGAAUAGUGACGAGCAUUUUGUGUUGUUCAGAAAACAUUUAUACGAACAAGUCUUAAAGAAUCGUUUGAAGAUUAAGAAUAACAAAAAGUUAGAUGCGUCGAUUUUGACAUUUUUAUCUGACCCUUCUUCAAAUACGUUAAGUCCUUUGAUUGAAAACCAUAUUACUUAUAAAAACGAACAAUUGAUAUUCAUUACUAAGAGACCACAGACUGAUGUACAACGUUUAGAGAAAAUUCUAAUUUCGCCUAACGUUAUUGAAGAAACUAAAACAAUGGCUGCAAAAGGUAUACUCUCUUCACUUAAAUUAGCGGUUCCUAUAGCAUUUGGUAAUAUUGAUUUAGCUAUCAGAGGUACUCCAGAAAAGAUAGAACAAAGGCUUAACCACUUGAACAAGGUUAUGAUUGAAUUAUUUGCUAAAUCAAAGCAAAGUGGAACCUAUAAAAUUGUCACAAUUGACGAUUCAAUUGAUGAUGGAAUUUUGAGUUCCAAUGGUGGAAUAGGCGGAUGUGUAGGCAAUAUUCUUGAAUACGAUGAGAUAACAAAGCAUUUUAAAUUUAAAGAAGAUUAUACUAAUAUGAACAGUAAUGCUAAAUCUCUAUAUUUAAAACUUAAAGAAAACUGUAACCUAGAUGAAUUUAGGAUCGACGUGCAGACGUCAAAAUUUCCUAAACUGUCUCUUGACUGUAGCGAUGUAGCGAGAGGAUUUUUGAGCAAACUAGUUGUUUAUGCAAAACAAGGUAAUCAUUUUGAAGUGGAGAAAAUAUUGAAAACAGAAAUAGAGAAUUACAUGAAUGCAUCUCAGGCUGUUAAACUGAAUCCCGAGCUGCUCUUCACACAUUACCAUCAAGAAAUACAGAAAUGGUGGAUGUUAGCGAAAUCAGGGCCAUAUAUUUGUAAAGAGAACAAUAUUUACCGUGAUUCAAUUUGUAGUAUUCGAGUAGAAUUGCAAAGGUACCGUAUUAAAACAUCAUUGACUAAUUUUAAAUGGAGGCACUUUCGACGUGUGCUAAAAAAAGGAGCUUUGUCUUCGUCUUCUGAUAAUGCAGCUUUGCUUGAUGACAAUGAAAAUACCAAUAGUGAAGAAUGGAAGGACGAAUCCGUGGAACUGCCUGAUUUAAAGCAAAUCGAUAAUUUGAAUUUAAAUUCCAAUUAA